Molecule: messenger RNA, 2229 nt
Organism: Symbiodinium necroappetens
Lineage: Eukaryota; Dinophyceae; Suessiales; Symbiodiniaceae
Source: the annotation of a GenBank genome assembly
AUGAUGCAAACCUACAACACCUACAUCCCUGGCCCGUACGAAAACUUUGCGGAGCAAGCCACAGAGGAGCGGGCCGAGAGCGGAGGGAACAGCGUCGGCCAAGGCACCAUGGGAGAGGGUGGCGGUGGUGCCGGCGGUGGUGGCAGCAUGGUUCCGGGAGGAGGCCAUGAGAAGGGGUCCGGAUCUGGAGGAGGGCUUCCGUGGGGCCACGCCACGCCGAUUCACGGUUCUCCGAAGGACCAUUUCUACGAACACGGUGGCCAAGUGGGGUACGAGCCCUUUGCACAGCCUUGGGUGUCCCAGUAUGCCACGGACGAAGGAGGGCACAAUGCCUUCAGCUACGAAGGCAAAGAGUUCGCCAGCGGAGGCAUGGAAAUGGGCUCUGUGGGCGACUUUGCUGAGUACAUGCGGGAUUAUGCUCUCGAUUGGCUCCCUGAGAGCUCCCAAGGGCAGGUGGAGUCCGGAAAGUCCGACAAGUCCUCCAAGGCCGUCUCACUAGCUGCAAUGCCAGAGAAUGAGGUGGGAGGGGAGUCGGCACAGCCUGAGGCGGAGAACUCCGAGGAGCACAGCUUCUCUGAGCCGUCCAUGCCCAUGCAACCACAGCUACCGGCAAGCGCCGAGCAGCCCGAAGUGCAUGCUCUGCAGGAGGACCCGGCCAUUGUGAGAGCGGAGGUCCAGGCAGCAGAGGAGGCAGCGAGGGCAGCGGCUGCCCUCCAGCAGUUGCAGCAAGCUGCAAAGGAUGGUGCAUACGCCCAGUGGACACUGCGAAGGCAUGGUCUGCGCUCUGCAGCCACUGCGGAGUCGAAUCGCCGUGCACAGGAGCUCCAGGAUGCCAUGGCGAGGCUCAGGCAGGUCACCCAAGAGCCGCUGACGCAGCAGAACGUGAAGGAGCUCGAGAAUGCCGGUCGCAGUGCUUCAGACGCCAUAAGCAGGCUCCAGGGGGCCGAGACCGCGGCUUUGCGCCAGCGGGCGACGGAGGCGAAGCGUCAGCUCCUGGAGGGUGCGAAGGGCUGGGUGGACGGCAUCGAGCACCAGGCAAAGAGCCCACAGCUUGCGCAGCAAGCCAAAGAGGCAGGAGAUCAGCUGAAAAAGUCGCUGACUGCCGCUCUCAGCGAAGCGACUCAGCGCACGGCGGAGGCCUCCAUGCAUCGCGCGGCAGAGCGUCGCGCCCUGCUUACGGGCAUCCUUUCGCAGGCUGCCGACAUGGCAUCGCCCGCCCAGACAGAUGAUAAAGCCGAGGAGGCGAAAGAGAAGGCGACUCCCGAGUCCUUCGUCCAGAGGUCCACUCCGACCACUCCUCUCCUUGAGCCCAAGAUGAAGGCAGUUUCGGGAGAGCUCCUCCUUGCCGGUGUUUGCGUGGUGGGAAGUGCCGUGUUUCCGGCUCCCCAGACUUGCAAAUUCAAGCGAAUUAGGAUGAUGGCCGUUUGGGGCUCACCCGUGAUUUUUGUGGCUCGGCAGCCUCCGGCCGCUCUGGCGACGGUCGGCGUCAAUGUGGCGUGGCUGCAGCUGGCGGGAGCGGUGCAUCGUUUGACCCCAGUUGAAUCCGGAGUUACACCGUUACACUCCUUUACUUACAGGGCAGACAUUGUCCUGGGCCCUCUUCGAAGUUUGCCUUGGUUUUCGUCGACUCAGACCAAGGAAGAGGACGGCCUCCUUGCUUGGAGGCAUUGGUUCUGCCAGGGUCUUGGCUUCGAAGCCUCUCAGGUGCUUGCAGUGGCCCUCAGCGCGGACGCGACAGGUAACGACUGCCCAUGUCCCGCGCAGGCUGCAGCUGCGGCUCAGCAGUCCCUGCUUGAAGCGAGCAGCGUGCUGGGCGAAGCGUCAAGACUUGACGUCAGACAAGAGCAGCAAGGAAGUGGCGGCCUCUCUGCGCAGGAUGUGGCCGCCCGCUUCGGCGGUUCCAGGCUUAGCGAGGAGCAACGACAUCGUGGCUCGCUGCUGCGUGCAGCUGAGACCACGCUUGCGUGCCUAGAUGACCGCGUCUCCGAGCCAGCGCUGACAACACCCGGCGGAGAGCUGGGCGAGUUCACCACGGCCCUGGCGGCAUAUCUUCAAGAGAAGGAUGGGUCUUCUGGAAGCCCUCCGAACCAGGAGGUGGUGCCCAGCCUCAGAAGCCCAGCAGCCAAAGUGCGUUCUUCACCGAGCACGGCCGCAGCCGCCAAGGUGGAUUCACUUCUGGGCAAGUAUCUGGACACGGUGCUUCCGUGUAACUAUCAGACGUUUUGCUGA